Molecule: messenger RNA, 399 nt
Organism: Encephalitozoon romaleae SJ-2008
Lineage: Eukaryota; Fungi; Microsporidia; Unikaryonidae
Exons: 1
Coding region: 1-399 (132 amino acids)
Source: RefSeq, a predicted model, not a curated record
AUGAGAGAAGAAUAUCUCCAAGGGCUCAGGAGAAAUAUUGCUAGUGAACUGAUAGAGAUAAAGAAAGCCAUCCUCGAAAAAAUGAGACACAAACUGAAGGAGACCUUCAGCUCAGUUUCUAUGGAAGCAAAAAACCUCCCUCUCCUGUCCCUUAUAGAAGGGCUUGAAAGAAACUACACAGGCAAGACCAUAAUGAUAAGAAAAAACAAGAAAAUAAUUACCAAAAGAGUGGCUAAAAGCACAAAGAAGAGGCCUUCUGUCGUGAUACAAGUUGAAGAUCAGUCGUUUGUAUUCGAUGGAGAUGGACUUAAGGUCGUAGGUCCAUGGGAUGGACAACAAUAUAAAGGAAUGCUUGAUGAAAUUAAUGGCAUACUUAAGAAACACAUAACUAAGCGAUAA